UGGGGCAAAAAGUUCACCCGUUCGCAGUGGGAAUUUUGUAUUGCCUUGCCAGGUGCUCUCUCCACUUCCACGCGUAAUUCCCAACUUUAUAUUCGACGAAGGGUGUGGUGAAAAGAAGCGCACCAGCUCUACUGUUCUGCUAGUUACUCGAUUAUCAUCCUCCUCCUCGUCAUCCGCCACAAUAUGGGAAAGGAAAAGGUGCACAUUAACAUCGUGGUCAUUGGCCACGUCAACUCUGGCAAGUCCACCACCACGGGUCAUUUGAUCUACAAAUGUGGAGGUAUCGAUAAGACAACGAUAGAAAAGUUCGAGAAGGAGACCCAGGAGAUGGGCAAGGGAGCCUUCAAAUACGCCUGGGUGCUGGACAAACUCAAGGCGGAGCGAGAACGUGGUAUCACCAUCGACAUCGCCCUCUGGAAGUUCGAGACCGCAAAGUUCUACGGCACCAUCAUCGACGCUCCCGGACACAGAGAUUUCAUCAAGAACAUGAUCAGGGGAACUUCUCAGGCCGAUUGCGCUGUGCUUAUCGUGGCUGCCGGAACUGGAGAGUUUGAAGCCGAUAUUUCCAAGAAUAGACAAACUCGUGAGCACGCCCUUCUCGCUUACACCCUUAGCGAUAAACAGCUUAUUGUUGGAGUCAACAAGAUGGACUCCACUGAGCCUCCAUACUCUGAGGCCCGUUUCGAGGAGAUCAAAAAGAAAGUCAGCAGCUACAUUAAGAAGAUUGGAUACAAUCCAGCUGGCAUACUCUUCAUCCCCAUUUCCGGAUGGAACGGAGACAACAUGGAGGUUUCCGACAAGAUGGGCUGGUUCAAGGGAUGGAAGGUUGAGCGCAAGGAAGGAAACGCCGACGGCAAUUGCUUGAUUGAAGCUCUCGACGCUAUUCUUCCCCCAUCGAGACCUAUCGAUAAGCCCCUUCGUCUCCGUGGUGGUAUGCAGAUUUUCGUAAAGACACUCACGGGAAAGACCAUUACCCUCGAAGUCGACCCGGGGCCUCCACCAUGCCCCAGGGCCCCAUUAGUUAUGCCCCCCGCUGUACAACGCGCCCCGAGGCGAAGUCAUUGAUAUUUUUUUUAAAUAUAUGAUUUUUGUUAUUAAACCUAUGCAAUUUGAAAUCACAUGUAUCUAAAUUAUUUGACCUUGGCUUGAAUUAAAUAAAAAAAUCUUCAAAAAAUUGGGCAUCUGCCCACAAAA
Messenger RNA from Folsomia candida, 1194 nucleotides. RefSeq names its product elongation factor 1-alpha 2. The record is from RefSeq and is a predicted model, not a curated record. Gene Ontology annotation, biological process: translational elongation; translation. NCBI's taxonomy places the organism in Eukaryota, Metazoa, Arthropoda, Collembola, Entomobryomorpha, Isotomidae. The coding region runs from base 184 to 1065 and encodes 293 amino acids. Gene Ontology annotation, molecular function: translation elongation factor activity; GTPase activity; GTP binding. The transcript is spliced from 4 exons.